Penicillium soppii is the source of this 1017-nucleotide messenger RNA. Its product is annotated as putative mitochondrial export translocase Oxa2. Gene Ontology annotation, molecular function: membrane insertase activity. The transcript has a single exon. NCBI's taxonomy places the organism in Eukaryota, Fungi, Ascomycota, Eurotiomycetes, Eurotiales, Aspergillaceae. The record is from RefSeq and is a predicted model, not a curated record. Gene Ontology annotation, cellular component: mitochondrial inner membrane. The coding region runs from base 1 to 1017 and encodes 338 amino acids. Gene Ontology annotation, biological process: protein insertion into mitochondrial inner membrane from matrix; mitochondrial respiratory chain complex IV assembly.
AUGUAUCCCCUCCGUUCAGUCACGGCAUUGCGCUCAAAACAGCGAGCCGUGCAAUUGACCCAAUUACAAGCUCGAUACUUCCACCCGACAAAACCAACACAAUCCGUGAUCGAAACCGUACUCGAUGGCUCUACCGCGGUCAUUCAAGGCAUCCACACAGCUUCCUGCCUACCAUGGGUAGCCGCUAUCCCACUCACAGCCUUGCUUGUUCGAGCAUCCAUUGGCUUCCCCCUGCAAUUCUACAGUCGACUGCGCGCACAAGAAGAAAAACGACUACAACCACUUCUAUCAUCCUGGGGGGCUGUUGCGACUGAGAACGCGCAUAGGAAAGCAACCGGUGAACCGGAGCGUAAAAAGCAAAUUGCGGAUAUGCUAAGGCGAGAAACGAAACGCAUUCACAAGGCAUGGGGUAUCUCGACCGCAUACCGCCCACUUAUGAUAUUGCAAAUACCAGUCUUCAUUACAGUCAUGGAGAGUCUGCGCAGCAUGAGCGGUAACAACCAGGGUAUUUUUGCAUGGCUGAAAACAGUUGGCCAGUCAGAAGAGAAUAUUUCUGCUGCUGCUGCCACUGCAACCUCACGGCUCGAGCCUUCUUUCAUGAGUGAGGGCGCACUCUGGUUCCCAGAUCUGUUGGCUGGUGAUCAGACGGGCAUUCUGCCAGUUCUUCUUACUUUCUCAAUUUUGGGAAAUGUGGCAUCUGGAUGGAAAACAAAGCCUUUCAAGGAACUUUCAGAACUUCCUAAGUUGCUGAUGUACAAGGAAGUCACCUUCCGUGGUUUGCGAUUAUUUGUCCAGGCUCUGUCAUGCCAAGUUGGAUUGAUGGCUUUCGCUAAUCAGCUGCCUGUUGCGCUGCUGCUUUAUUGGAUCACCAGUACCAAUAUUGCUACUUUGCAGACCUUGAUCCUGGAUAAAAUAGUGUUUGCUCCGAAGAUGGCCCGAAAGCCCUUCCUGAGGAAAUAUGUCGCCUUCGAGAAGCCAGGCACUGAUGAUCCUUUCCAGCUCAAAAAUCUGCGUUGA